AUGGAUUCUGUACCAAGACUGACCAGCGUUUUGACUUUGGUACUCUCUGGCUUGUGGCAUUUAGGAUUAACAGCGACAAAUUACAACUGUGAUGACCCAUUGGGGUCCUUCCUCUCACCAAUGGCUUUCUCGAGCUCCUCGGAUCUCACUGGAAGUUCCAGCCCAGCUCAAUUGAAUUGGAGAAUGGGAACUGGUGGUUGGUCCCCAGCAGACUCCAAUGCCCAACAGUGGCUCCAGAUGGACCUGGGCAACAGAGUGGAGAUUACAGCAGUGGCCACGCAGGGAAGAUACGGGAGCUCUGACUGGGUGACAAGCUAUCGCCUGAUGUUCAGCGACACAGGGCACAACUGGCAACAGUACAAGCAAGAAGACAGCAUAUGGACAUUUGUAGGAAACAUGAAUGCUGACAGUGUCGUGCACCACAAGCUACUACACUCUGUGAGAACCCGCUUUGUUCGCUUUGUGCCCUUGGAGUGGAACCCAAGUGGAAGGAUUGGCAUGAGAGUGGAGGUCUAUGGAUGCUCCUACAAAUCAGAUGUUGCUGACUUUGAUGGCAGGAGCUCGCUUUUGUACAGGUUCAAUCAGAAGAUGAUGAGCACCCUCAAAGAUGUGAUCUCCCUGAAGUUCAAGAGUAUGCAAGGAGAUGGGGUUCUGUUCCAUGGAGAAGGACAGCGUGGAGACUAUAUCACCAUGGAGCUCCAGAAGGGCAGGCUGGCCCUGUACCUGAACCUAGAUGACAGCAAAGCUAGACUCAGCAGCAUCGCACCCUCUGUUGUGCUGGGCAGCCUUCUGGAUGACCAGCACUGGCACUCGGUUCUCCUGGAGCGUGUGGGCAAACAGGCAAACUUCACUGUGGACACAAACACACAGCACUUCAGGACCAAGGGUGAGACUGAUGUCCUGGACAUUGACUAUGAGCUCAGUUUUGGAGGAAUUCCAGUGCCAAGCAAACCUGGAACCUUUUUAAAGAAAAACUUUCAUGGCUGUAUUGAAAACCUUUACUACAAUGGAGUGAACAUAAUUGACUUGGCUAAAAGACGCAAGCAUCAGAUCUACUCUGUGGGCAAUGUCACUUUUUCCUGCUCAGAACCACAACUAGUCCCCAUCACGUUUGUCAGCUCCAGAAGCAGUUACCUGCUGUUGCCUGGCACCCCCCAGAUUGACGGACUGUCAGUGAGUUUCCAGUUUCGAACAUGGAACAGGGAUGGCCUGCUUCUAUCCACAGAGCUGUCUGAAGGCUCAGGGACCCUGAUGCUCAUGAUGGAGGGUGGGACUCUGAGGCUCCUGAUUAAGAAAGUAGCAGGACAUGGAGCUGAAAUCCUUACAGGCAGUUCCUUGAAUGAUGGCCUGUGGCAUUCGGUCAGCAUCAACGCCAGGAGAAACCGGGUCACUCUCACACUGGAUAAUGAUCCUGCUUCCCCGGCUCCGGACGCCUCCAGGCUGCGAAUUUAUUCUGGAAAUAGUUACUACUUUGGAGGGUGCCCCGACAAUCUCUCCGAUUCCCAAUGCUUAAAUCCCAUUAAGGCUUUCCAAGGCUGCAUGAGGCUCAUCUUUAUUGAUAACCAGCCCAAGGACCUCAUUUCAGUUCAGCAAGGUUCCCUGGGGAAUUUUAGUGAUUUACACAUUGAUCUGUGUAGCAUCAAAGACAGGUGCUUGCCAAACUACUGUGAACAUGGAGGACACUGUGUCCAAUCCUGGACCACCUUCGACUGCAACUGCAGUGACACUGGUUACACGGGCGCCACCUGUCACGACUCCAUCUAUGAGCAAUCCUGUGAAGUGUACAGACACCAAGGGAACAAGGCUGGCUUCUUCUAUGUUGACUCUGAUGGCAGCGGGCCGCUGGGACCUCUCCAGGUGUACUGCAAUAUCACCGAGGACAAGAUCUGGAUGACAGUUCAGCACAACAACACAGAGCUGACUCGGGUACAGGGUUCCAACCCUGAGAAGCCCUAUUCCAUGACCUUAAACUACGGUGGCAGUAUGGAGCAGCUGGAGGCUCUGAUUGAUGGCUCAGAGCACUGUGAACAGGAGGUGGUAUAUCACUGCAGAAGAUCUCGCCUGCUUAACACACCAGGUAAGCCCCCAUUCACCUGGUGGAUUGGGAGGUCUAAUGAAAGACACCCUUACUGGGGAGGCUCCGUUCAGGGGUCCAGCAGUGGUGGAUGUGGCCUAGAGGAGAGCUGUUUGGACAUUCAACACUUUUGCAAUUGUGAUGCGGACACAGAUGAAUGGACAAAGGAUACUGGCUUUCUUUCCUUCAAAGAUCACCUGCCUGUAACUCAGAUAAUUAUCACUGAUACCAACAGAUCAAACUCAGAAGCUGCUUGGAGGAUUGGCCCCUUGCGUUGCUAUGGUGACCGACACUAUUGGAAUGCUGUCUCCUUUUCUACCGAAGCUUCUUACCUCCACUUUCCUACCUUCCAUGCGGAAUUCAGUGCUGACAUUUCCUUCUUCUUUAAAACCACCGCUUUAUCUGGAGUUUUCCUAGAGAACCUGGGCAUUAAAGACUUCAUCCGACUUGAAAUGAGCUCCAGGCAUUACUAUGCCAGAGGAGGCACAGACAAGUGGAGCCCUGUGGCUCAUCUUGCAGAAUUGGUGAGCUCCAAGUUCAGUGAGAGAUUCUGUUCAAAAUAUGAGGUGGAGAAUCAUUUAGGAGAAAGUUGGACAUCAACCUCUGGAGAGUCUGAGCACAUCUUGGCCAGUGUUGGGAAUGGCCCUGUUGAACUCCUCGUUCAGUCCCCUUCUUCUCCUCUGAAUGACAACCAUGGCAUUUUAUCCGAAGCGGAAAGGAACCUCAAGAGACUUCGCUGCAGGUGGGACAAUCUUCCUCGAAGUAAACCAAGGGAGACCCUCAGAGGAAGGCAAAUUUCCCGACUUCAGCUGAUAGGCCAGUGUUUGGUAGGAGGGACAUCAUCAAGACAGAAGGGGUUUCUUGGAUGCAUCCGCUCUUUACACUUGAAUGGGCAGAAAGUGGACCUGGAAGAGAGGGCAAAGGUCACGUCUGGAGUCAGACCUGGCUGCCCAGGUCACUGCAGCAGCUAUGGAAGCAACUGCCACAAUGGUGGCAAGUGUGUGGUAAAGCACAGUGGCUACUCUUGUGACUGCACUACCUCACCAUAUGAAGGACCUUUUUGCAGGAAAGAGAUUUCAGCUCUUUUUGAUUCCAGGAGCUCGGUUAUAUACAUGUUUCAAGAACCUUACCCGGUGACCAAGAACACAAGCCGGUCAUCUUCAGCUAUCUAUGCAGAUACAGCUCCAUCAAAGGAAACCAUCACACUGAGCUUUGUGACAGCACAGGCUCCCAGCCUCUUGCUCUUCCUCAAUUCCUCUUCUCAUGAUUUUCUGGCUCUCCUGCUCUGCAAAAAUGGAAGUUUACAAGUUCGCUAUCGGCUCACCAAGGAAGAAAGUCAUGUGUUCACCAUCAGCACAGAGAACUUGGCCAACAGAAGGGUGCAUCAGGUGAAGAUGAGCCGAGAGGGGCUCGAGCUUUCUGUUCAGGUGGACCAACAACUCUUCAGCUAUAGCUUCUCCCCAGAAGUUGAGUUCAGGACAGCCAGGUCACUCGUCCUAGGCAAAGUCACAGAGACACUUGGCUUGGAUCCGGAAGUUGCUCGAGCAAACACCUUGGGUUUUGUUGGAUGCCUUUCUUCAGUCCAAUACAACCACAUAGCACCUUUGAAGGCAGCCCUCCGUCAUGCCAACAUUGCACCUGUGACUGUCCAAGGGACCUUGACAGAAUCCAACUGUGGCUCCAUGGUGGACUCUGAUAUGAAUGCAGUGACCACUGUGCAUUCUUCAUCAGAUCCCUUUGGAAAGACAGAUGAGCGUGAACCACUCACAAAUGCCGUCCGAAGUGACUCAGCAGUCAUUGGAGGUGUGAUAGCAGUGGUGACAUUUAUCACCUUCUGUGUCAUCGGCAUCAUGACCCGCUUUCUAUAUCAGCAUAAGCAGUCACACCGUACCAAUCAGAUGAAGGAGAAGGAAUACCCAGAGACCUUGGACAAUUCCUUUAGAAAUGACAUUGACUUGCAAAACACAGCCAGCGAGUGCAAACGGGAAUACUUCAUCUGA
Messenger RNA from Arvicola amphibius (Eurasian water vole), 4074 nucleotides. RefSeq names its product contactin associated protein family member 5 (gene Cntnap5). The record is from RefSeq and is a predicted model, not a curated record. Lineage: Eukaryota; Metazoa; Chordata; Mammalia; Rodentia; Cricetidae.